CUGUAGGCUGUCGACACUCGACAGUCGAACUGUCGAACAAACCAUUUGUCACAGUCGGACAGCCCCCAGUUUCAUUUUAUAUUUCACUCUUUACUCUUUGUCUUUCCCGUACGUCCCUGUAAGAAUUCCAAUUAUUUUGUUGUUUGUUUCAAUCACUUCGUAAAUUAAUAUAAACUCCUUUCGUACAUCACAUUAGUAUACCGGCUAGGAGUGACUUUAAAUUGUUCAAGAUCUUUAGUGAACGUGCACAGGGAACGAUCAAUUGUUUUGAAUGGUAAUUGUUUAAAACUUUAAACUAUAGAUCUUCCUUGACUAGUUAAAAAUGACCGGAGUUCGUGUCGGUCGUGUCCCGAAGCGCCGGAGAGGUCACCGCGUCAAGCGUCAGUCAGUGGUGAGAAUGAUGGCAAUCAUGCAGGAUAGGAACAGUUCCGAGGUGCCGCGGGAGUUCUUGGAGACGGGUCGGACGGGGCGGAGGAACGCCAUGCCGGACAUCCUACACCCCCAGGGGGCGGAGGUGACCACCGCUGACCUACCUUCGCGGCUCCAACAGCUCGUCACCACUGAUCCAGAUAACCCUCAGCCGGGCACAUCUAAGAGCGACCUUGAUCCAGCCAGCGCUGACGUCACUGAGAAAAAAGACAGCUGUAGUUGAACUGUCCAAAAACAAUCCCGGAUCUAGCUGGUCUCAUACAAAGUAUAUGUAAUCUCAAUCAGCUAUAUAGUAUUACUUAGCACUUGGUAGAACUAGGUGCAUACAAAUGUAGCUCUUAUGUCUUCUACGAGAAAGUAGAUUGUUAGUACGUUCGAUGGGACUAGCCGUCGAAUCUAUUAAUUUCCGCUAUAUUGUAUCUCAAAUAUUUAAUUAAAAAUGUGUAUAUUUAGUUGUGUAUCAAAGAAAUUGUUUUGUUUAGAAAUUAUUCUACAAUUUAGUUAUUGUUUUUUUUUUCUUUAUGUCAAGUACAAACUAAUUUUGUGAUUCCUGUGUGCUAUUAGCUUAGAUUUGUUUUAAAAUGUUUUUUUUUAUUUUGUACACAGUUAAGUCAUACACAGAUUAUAGAUACUGAUAUUUUGUUUUAGUUUAUAGGUUGUAUUUUUUAAUCUGUAUACAUGUUGUGACUUGAAGAUCGGGUGACGUCAUACAAGUGACGUAACAAUUGUACAAUCUAUCUAAUAAAUGCUUAUGUGUUCCAAAGAAAGUUAAUCUUUAGUUAGAAAUAGACCGAAUAAUGUUCUGUUUGAGUUCCAACAGAUAUGAGACAUUGUGACGAUCAAUUAUCUUGCUAGUAUAAUUUGCGUCACUUGUAUGUUUGGAGCGUAGUGACUACAUAAAAGGAAUCAGGCAAUUCAAGUAAUAAUAUCUUCUGAUAUUUAAAACACGAAUUACUAUGAAUUAAACUAAAUUAACAUAUAUUUAGUUCAUAGUAAAUGUUUGUCCUAAUAGUCAUAGCAAGUCUCAAACAUACUUAUAUUGCCCUAUGAUUCUCUAUACAUACCCAUAUAAACAAAUUAAAACUUUUUUUUUUGUAUCUGUAAUGUGGUAAUAAUUGUCAACAAUUUUAUUAUUAAUAUUGUAAUCGAUGUACUACGAAAAUUGCCUUUCUAUGUGUCGUACAUCGAAUUGAUAUCAACGUUUCUCGAGUUAUCUGUGACUGUAUUAAUUAAUAUUCUAUGUGCUAUGUAGUAUAGUCUGUGUCAUAUACGCGGGGCUCUUCGGUGAAAUAGUCUAUGAUCUGUGCUUCUUACUAGUAACUUCUAUGAAACAUAUCUUUUUUUUUAUAUGCAUGAUGUAGCGCAUUAUGAUAGUCCAGUAUCGAUUAGAAUAGAUGUAAAUUAAUUGUAUGUAGCAUAACAUUUUUGUACGUUUGUAACGCGGAACGCUUCGUCAAUCUGUACAUAUCUUCAUGAUCCAUCUGACUAGAAAAAUGUACUUACGUCAUUUAAUUGGCUGUAUACAUAUAGAUUAUAUAAAUUAAUAGUUUUUUUUUCAUGUGAAAGUACAUUGGUAUAAUAAUAAAAAUAUAACUAACGCCACUACGUAUUUUUAAGAUCUGUAGAAAUUAAACGCACAUCUAUGUCUAUGUCAAUUAUGUGACACUAGCUUUUUUAACUAUCUUUAUUAUGUUAUGUCAUCUGUCAAAAUUGAUACAUUAUUUGUUGUCUUAAAUGUCAAAAAUAUGAAAUGCCACAAAAAAGGUAUUUCUGUUCUAGGUGUUUACUUUUAAGGUUCUCAAUUACAAACUUUUACGUUUCUUUGGAAUAAGUGUAAGUUUUUUCACAUACGGUUACAAGAUUUUUGAAUUUGGAACGUGUCUGCGUUUAUUCUUCAUUAACACAUUUUUUUUUUUUUAUAACGUUUAAUGAAAAAUUCUAUCAAUUUCACCACAAAGGUUUAUAUGAACCGAAAUUUAUGAUGUUAUAUGGAGGAAGUCAAUAGUAAAAAACGGAAAACAAUAAGAUUUAUUUUUAUAAAAACUUCAAAUGCAAUCAUAUACAACAGUAAAUCUUGCGAUUUAUUUCAAUGUAAUUCGUAAAGCAAGCAUAUCUUUGCGUUUAGUAGGAGUUUUUUUUUACUUGAACGCCGAUAGUAUGAACGUGUUUUAUUGAUGAACAACCUUGUUAGUAUCACCAACGAUCGUGAAUGAGAAACGUUAAAACUAUAUAUGUAAAAUUACAGAGACAGCACAUUUAACAUUAGUUAUAUCAAUAUCGUAGCAAUAGUGAAAUCUGUAGACAUUUUAAUGUACCUUUCUCGCAUAGAUCUAUAAAUAAAAAUUAUUUGUUAUGUU
Danaus plexippus (monarch butterfly) is the source of this 2786-nucleotide messenger RNA. RefSeq lists its product as uncharacterized. Gene Ontology annotation, cellular component: nucleus; cytoplasm. NCBI's taxonomy places the organism in Eukaryota, Metazoa, Arthropoda, Insecta, Lepidoptera, Nymphalidae. Gene Ontology annotation, biological process: negative regulation of cAMP-dependent protein kinase activity. The coding region runs from base 323 to 652 and encodes 109 amino acids. The transcript is spliced from 3 exons. Gene Ontology annotation, molecular function: cAMP-dependent protein kinase inhibitor activity. The record is from RefSeq and is a predicted model, not a curated record.